This is a messenger RNA of Culicoides brevitarsis, 1180 nucleotides long. Its product is annotated as phospholipase A1-like. The record is from RefSeq and is a predicted model, not a curated record. The transcript is spliced from 4 exons. Bases 53 to 1108 code for a protein of 351 amino acids. NCBI's taxonomy places the organism in Eukaryota, Metazoa, Arthropoda, Insecta, Diptera, Ceratopogonidae. Gene Ontology annotation, biological process: lipid catabolic process. Gene Ontology annotation, molecular function: lipase activity.
GAACAGCGUAAUUGUAAAUUUUAUUAUUCUUUGGUGGUUUAUUCUACGAAAAAUGUUCUCAGUGAUUGUUUCAACGAAACGAAACAGUGCGUCGUACUUCAAGUACGAUUUCCAACAAGAAUUUGAAGACAAAGACAAUUUAACGAAAGAAUCUACUGAAGUUCAGUCGACGGAAGAAACUAAAAAUGAAGAAAAACUUUUCAGUGAAAGUCCCGUACAAGACUUUGUCCCUCAAAGAGAUUGUAAAUUCAUGCUUUUUACUCGAUUAAAUCCAGAUGAAGCUGAUAUUUUAGUACUUGAUGACAUAAAAAGUGUAAAAAACUCAUAUUUUAAUGAAAAAUUGCCAGUUCGAUUUCUUAUCCAUGGAUGGCUUGAUCACGGAGAUGGAAUGUUGGGACAAUUAGGUCGUAAAGCUUACUUACAAAAAGGUGCAUUUAAUGUCAUUUCACUUGAUUGGAGUGUCGGCGCCGACACUCCAAAUUACUUCAAAGCUCGCAGUGCAAUCUUCCAAGUUGGACCGUUUCUCGCUAAAUUUAUCGACUUUCUCGUUGAAAAAACAAACAUUUCCACAUCCGAUAUUUAUCUCAUUGGGCAUUCGUUGGGUGCUCACAUUGCCGGAAUCGCCGGAAAAACUGUCACAAAGCUGAAAAUUCCCGUAAUUUAUGGAUUGGAUCCAGCUGGACCGAUGUUCUUCACGUGGCAACCUCGAGAGCGACUUGAUGUGCAUGACGCGAAAUACGUCGAAGUGCUUCACACGUCAUACCAAGGCUUCGGAAAACCAAUUGGAUAUGCGGAUUUUUAUGCGAAUGGCGGAAAAGUGCAACCAGGAUGCAAUUUAUUGACGAGCUGCUCGCAUAUGAGAUCGAUUUCGUAUUGGAGUGAAAGUAUCAACAGCGAAACGGGAUUUUAUGGCGUUCCGUUGGAAGAUAACGAGGCAUUUGAUGACACAUUUGACAUAGAACGCAAAGCUGUGAUGAUGGGAGGCGAGCCAGGAAAUUUGGGAAAGGCUCGGGGAUCUUACAAACUCGAAACGCACGCAACUUACCCUUAUGCAAUGGGACCUCUGGAGUAUUCGGAGGAAGUUACUGAACAAACGCGAUUUUCAUGAAAAUUAAUUUUCAUUUUUAGACUAAAAAAUAUUUAUUUUUAAUUAAAUUUUAUCAUUUUUUCAAAUUUGAGG